This is a messenger RNA of Arabidopsis arenosa, 1293 nucleotides long. The record is from the annotation of a GenBank genome assembly. Lineage: Eukaryota; Viridiplantae; Streptophyta; Magnoliopsida; Brassicales; Brassicaceae.
AACGUUGUUGCCGCUUUCCUCGCGAAUCAGCGUCCUCGGGAGGGUCUAGGGUUAGGAUUUUGGUGGGAAGAUGAGAAGCUUGCAAAAUCAGAGGAUCCAGAGGAACUGAGAGACGCGAUGGACUCAAUGUCAAAGAUGUUGAAAGAUCUGAAGGAGUUGCGUUUCAAUGCCAUGCAAAAUCGACGAGAUUGUGUGGACGUGAAGAAGAAGGGUGUUUUACACGGGACUCAUCAAAAGCAAACCCUUAAUCCUCAAUCGUGUUCUGCAAGUCUUUGCAUUCAAGAUGAUGUAAGUGUUAAUUUCAACGGGUUCAAGAAGAACACAGAAGAACAAACCCUAGCGGUUUCUGACAACAGCAGCAACAGCAACGGUUUACUUGUAAACUUGGAUGGGUGCAAUCAAGAUUUUGAUCUUGAUGAGAUCUUUGAUUAUGUGACAACAUCUGAAGCUCUAUCGAUGAACUUGGAGAUGGACGAUGUCUCUACGGUGACGACGAAUCAAAAUCCGUUCUCAUGUUCUGAAACUGUUGAAGGUGGAGAAUUGGUGAUUCACAGAAAUUUGGAUGAGGACAAUAUCCACUUGUCUGAUUUGGAUGACGAUGUUCUCCACUUGUCUGAUUUGGAUGAGGAUCAGAUCCUAGCGAUUUCUGAUAACAACAAGAAUGCGGCUACAUCUGAAGUUUUGGAGAAGAAUGAUGUCUCGACGGCGAAAACGUAUCAGAAUCCUUGUUCUGAGUCUGAAGCUGUUGUAGAUGGUGAAUUGGUGAUUCCCAGAGAUUUGUAUGAGGACAAUAUCCACUUGUCUGAUUUGGAUGAGGAUCAUAUGCUAAUGAUUUCUGACAACAACAAUGUUUUACCUGAAAACUUGAGUGAAUUCGAUCUAGAUCUUGAUCAGCUCAUUGCUUUUGGGACGAACUAUGAAAGUCUUUUGAAGAGUUUUGAGAUUGAUUAUGCCACGAUGGUGACUACAAAGCAAAAUUUGAGCUCUAAUUCCGAAGCUGUGGAAGGUGGAGGACUAAUAAUGAUUCAAAAAGAUUUGAAUGAGGAUAAUCUCUGCUUUUCUGAUUAUUUCAAUGAGUUAUAACCUCCAUUGCUACAAUUUGAAACUCCCUCCAAGUUAAUAAUUGAUUUAAGGAUUGAUUCGGUUUACUUUGGUUAGAGAUAUAUUUCCUCAAGGAAGGGUCCGGUUUGACUUCAAUCAAUUUUCCAAGCUUCAUUGGAUUUCUGGGAUGUUGAUCGAACUCAAACCGGUUCAGUUUUGGUUUGCCUUAACUAAUAAAGAAACCAUCUUUGU